This is a messenger RNA of Zeugodacus cucurbitae (melon fly), 4850 nucleotides long. It is a transcript of the gene Ack, whose product is annotated as activated Cdc42 kinase Ack. Bases 825 to 4352 code for a protein of 1175 amino acids. Gene Ontology annotation, biological process: protein phosphorylation. The record is from RefSeq and is a predicted model, not a curated record. The transcript is spliced from 6 exons. NCBI's taxonomy places the organism in Eukaryota, Metazoa, Arthropoda, Insecta, Diptera, Tephritidae. Gene Ontology annotation, molecular function: protein tyrosine kinase activity; ATP binding.
GUUUGUCUUUAUUUAAUUCGUGCUAUUCAAUUGGAGAAUUUCGUUUUUUUCUUUUCGACGGUGCGGUGGUCGUAAAUGCAUUGCUUUUAAUAUUUGCUAAUUUAAGGACAUUUUGUGAUAAUUCAUUAAGUAAAGACGAAUCCCACAGCUAAUAAAUAAAUACACUAUAUAUAUUAUAUAUGUGAUUUUGAGCAAUUAUAAAAUAUCGCCUUUGCACUUUUUGCAUUCAAUUAAAAAGCAACAAAAUAUUUCUUAAUAACUAAGCGCUAAUAAAGCCGCAAAUCUUUGACGAAAUUAUGAAAUAUGACAACACAAAGUCAGUGAAUAGUGAAACUGCGAAAAUGAGAAUGUAGCGAACGCAUAAAAUAUAUAUUUACAAAUUUUUCGCAUGUGUUCUAUUUUUAAACACGGGUUAUCAAUAUCGACUGGCCAACAAAUAUAAUAAAGACACGAUUAAACAAAAAAACUACUAAACCAGUUGCUCUUGGCCCAUUACACUACUGCAAACUUGCAGGUUUCGAGUUUAGGCAGCUAAUAAAACAAGGUUUCCAGCGUGGGCUCGCCAACAGAGGCGUCAUCAAAUGCAUUUUAUUGACUGUCGUCGUAGCUACAACAAAGUUGGUCUUCGCUGUACACGAUUGCAAAAUUAAGUUCUCCCUAUUCUUCCAGCAGCAUAGUAGCCUUCCGUUUUUAGCAAAAACAAUUUACUACAGCAGAAAGCAGCUGUUGUCUUAGCUGUCCAACGUUGUGUGCGUUGUUUACGUCCGCAUGGAUACAACUCAUGUACAUCUCUGUACAUUAAGAUAGUUGUUUAAUACGAGAUAAUGGCUUCUGCAGUUAACAGCGACACAUUUGCCAUUAGUUCCAGCUCAAUUUUGAGUUUCUCCAGCACAAUGGCCGAAACAGAGUGGUUGGACGACCUGUUGCAUGAGGUACAACUGGAGCAGUUCCUCGAACGUAUACGCGAUGAUUUGCAAGUAACGCGUUUGGCGCAUUUCGACUAUGUGCUCCCAGAAGAUCUCGAACGCUGUGGUUUGGGUAAACCUGCCGUACGCCGCCUUAUGGAGGCGGUGCGCAAGAAAAAAGCACAUCAGUGGCGUAAAAAUAUACUCUCAAAACUGAUUGGCGGCGGUAAACAGCCGUCAUCGAAGAAGUCACAACAAGCUGUAAAUAAGGAACAACAAAAUACUCAACUCACAUGUCUAAUACACGAAAAAGAUAUUACACUCGGCAUCAAAUUGGGUGAUGGCUCAUUUGGCGUGGUGAGACGUGGUGAAUGGCACUCUGCGCCAAAUGGCAAAGUAUUGCCCGUUGCUGUGAAGGUGCUAAAAUCAGAUAAUCUCACACAGCCGGGCAUAAUCGAUGAUUUCUUUCGUGAGGUGCAGGCGAUGCAUGCUUUAGACCAUUCAAAUUUGGUGCGUUUGUAUGGUGUUGUGCUAUCGCAGCCAAUGAUGAUGAUCACCGAAUUGGCGGAGCGUGGUUCGCUAUUGGACACAUUGCGUAAACAGUGCAAACAUACACCGCUGACCCACAUCUGGAAUUGGUCAGUGCAAAUUGUCACUGGCAUGGCGUACUUAGAACACAAGCGCUUUCUGCAUCGCGAUUUGGCGUGUCGUAAUGUAUUACUGGCUUCCGGUAAUAAAAUUAAGAUCGGUGAUUUUGGUCUUAUGCGCGCACUGCCGCAAGAGGAUGAUUGCUAUGUGAUGUCUGAGCACAAAAAGGUGCCCUUUCCGUGGUGCGCACCAGAAUCCUUACGUUUUCGACAGUUUUCACAUGCUUCCGAUACUUGGAUGUUCGGUGUAACGCUUUGGGAAAUGUUCACAUUCGGUGAAGAUCCAUGGGUUGGGCUAAAUGGUUCACAAAUAUUACGAAAAAUCGAUAGAGAGGGUGAACGCUUGCAUCAGCCAGAUGCUUGCCCGCCAGAUGUAUAUGAAAUGAUGUUACAGUGUUGGGAUAAAGUACCUGCCGAACGUCCAACGUUCGCUGCAUUGAAGGAAUUCUUAGUGGGCAUGUCACCGCCUUUAUAUAAAGCAGCACGCGCCUAUCGUGAGGAGAAUCGGCUGCAGAUCGAUGCUGGUGAUACUAUGGCCAUCAUUGAUGGACGCGCUGACUUGAAGCUAAUUAAAGGUCAAAAUCAGCGCACAUUCGACAUUGGCGUUUUCCCGCGUAAUAUAUUAGAGAAGCAAAAGCAUACAAAUAGUGAUCUGAUACAACCAUUGCACGAGAGUAUCCGUCAAAGCGGUGGUCAUGCUGGUUCACCGUUCGGAUUUUGUUGGGGUGGUGCUGGAGCGAUGAGCGCGAGUGCCGAAAUGCAAUCAGAGCGAAAUCGUAAAUGUGCCUCCAUGCAGCCACAACCGGCGCAUCAUGCCAAAGAACGGAAGUCAGUGUCUAGUAAACAGUUUGCGUACAAUAAAUUGGUUAACGAACGUACCGCUGAACUGCAGCGCAAUCAAUCAGUGCAACUCACAAAGGGCAAAGGAGUUAAUAACCUCAAACAAGGCCCACAGCGCCCGCCUCCGCCACAGCAACACCAAAUGGAGGGUAUACUCAUUGACAUUUCACCUGAGUUUGGUCCGCCUGCAACCGCCAACAUAAAAAGUGUUGAAAGUGAGUCUGUGCAAAUGAGAAACUCCUUGUGUUUAUUGGAUGCACCAAUUGAGGUGCCCACCGAGGGAGAAGAGUACAACGCAGCCGCUUUCGCGUACAGUGGUGCCGCUGCACAACAAACCUAUGUGAGUGGCACAUCGCCGCUGGGACAGCGACUACAACCGCCGCCUUAUCAGAUGCCACCCACUUAUUCGAACACAAUUGAAUUCACACAACAACAACACACACAGCCAAUGCAACAACAUGACCCAUUCGAUACCAGCAGUGUGCACAUGAACUACGCGAAAGUUGACGAAAAUGAUGUGAAUACCAAUAGUGCUUUGUACACGAACGUUGGUGGUCAUCAGCACUACCAGGUGCAGCAGUCAAUAUUACGUGCAAAUUCCAUACAGUCAUUAUAUAACAGUCCCACAGCACGAAAAAGCCUUUUCUCGACGACAUCAAGUUGCGCUGGUAAUAAAGAAAACCUCCCGCAUGCGCUUGCCACAGCGCAACAAAACAAUCUGAUCUCAGACGGCGAAGAUGCGCUCCAAACCAGAUUGUCUACACUCAGCCUAGAAAAGCCAAUGUCGCAAGCUGCCACAGAGAGUAAUGUCGUGCUGGACAAGUCAUUUAUCGCCGAACUAGAGAAGGAUAUGUACAGUAGUAAGGGUCAAAACGAUUACGAACGCAAUUCCAUGCAGAUGUAUAUGAGCAAGGAAAAUGUGUAUAAACAGAAUUUAACGCCGUUGAAAAAUUCAACCAGCCUCUCGAGCACAACAAAUGCAUCCAGCAGUGGAGUUUCGCCAAAACUGCAAAAUAACGAAACAUUCAACCAAUCACAAUACUCGAAUGCAGCUGCCACCGAAGCGAGCAAAAGCCUUAAUGACCACUACAAACUAAAUAAUCUAGAGGCGGCUGGAACAAAUGACGCUGCUAGUGUGGCAGAGCGUAACGAAGGUUGCACUGAAAACACGCAGGAUGUCAUUAAUCGUAUAUGGUACGAGCGUGUCAAUGGCACGACAGCACCUGCAGCAUACUAUUCCCAACCCCCUGAUAAUACAUACCAAAAUCAGGGCAAUUACGCAGAUCGAUAUGGUAGCGCAACCACUGCCAAAGAGUCAAAUCAUAGCUUUGUGGCGAUUUCAAAUCGUGUUGUGCCACAAAAGACGCCGGCUAAUCAAAUGUAUGCCUCUGCGGCUUCGCUGUAUGGCAGCGUCAGUGGACGCGAGUUAUAUGACGCUGUAGCUCCCACGCCCUCAACUUAUUAUGGUCAGUUACCUUUGAACGCCAAUGACGCUGGCCGCGGCAUAUACGCUAGCGUCGGUUUAACAACAGCGUCUGCCGCGCCGGCGGCGAUUUACGAUGAAGUUACGCUCGACGACUACUUGCGGCCACAUCGUCCAGCACCGUUGGCUCCGCCACAAUUGUCUGCGCAGCAGAUACAACGUCGUCUGGAGAAGCUAAAGCAGCAACAGGAGAGCGGCGGUGGAAAUUUAUAUGCGCCAGUUCCAUCCGAAGCCGCGAGAGAAAACGACAAAAUACAGCAAAUACUUAGGGAUCUGGGUGCAGCUGCACAGGAAGUGGACGUGCGUAAUGCAUUGAGAGCGGCUAAUGGUGAUGCAAAUGCCGCAAUACGACACUACAAAAUCGAUCAACUCAACAGACUCGGCCUUGCCAAUCGUACCCAGUGCGAAGAAGCGUUACAAAAAACCGGUUGGAGCUUGGAGCUUGCAGCUGCUGUGUUAUUAGAAAGUACUUCUUAGAAGAUUUACAAUUACCGAAAUUUCAGUAUAUCCAUUAGACCAGCAUUCAUCAUCAUUCCAAAUCACAUCACAUUUUCAUUUUGCCAAAAUUGCAUGAUUGAUAUUAUUUUUAUAAUGCAAUGCAGCGUUGCAUUCAAAUUUUAAAUAUUUAAAAAGGUAAUUAAUUUUAUGUAAUCAUCGAAUAUAGAAAACAUUAUAUGUUUUGAAUAGUUUCAUUGGCCGUCCUAAUUUUGGAACAAAAAAACGUGAAUAUUCAAAAUACCUGAUAUUAAAACUUUCGAAUCUGUAAUCGUAUUUAGCGUGUUAAGCAUUUUAUUUAUGACUUAUAUUCAUACUAUAAAAUACAACAAACGCAACGUAUUAAAACAUAGAGUUAAAUGAAUUAAACCAAAUUCCAAUAUACCCAUGACAACUAGAUAAGCUCGUAUGAAAGAAUCAUCACAUACGUACAUAUAUUUUUAUGUAAACAAAUAAAAGUAUGGAAAUUGUUAAAUGCAA